AUGGACGCCGCUAUUAUCAUUCCUCCUGUAGCCGGACGAACCACCGACAAACGCUCACGUAUGUCCUGGGCCAAGAGAACACUCCCCUUGAAGAAUCCCACGUUCUUCAAGAAGGUCGGAGACAGUCAAUUAUGGCAUGAAGAGGUGGAGGCCACUGCCGGGCAACUGCACCCCUCAGAUCCUCGGUUCCCAUGGGGCUUCGUCCGUAACCACACCGAUACCUAUCUUAAGAAGAAGGGCAAACUUAGUCAGGAAGAUACAGAUAUAAGACUGACAGAACUGGUUCAAACACAUCGGACAAGAGAUAUCGCUGUAGCUGCUGUAGCACAUGCUAUGACAACGCAAAGCCUCAGCCUGUUGCUACUUGCUGAAACGAAUAUCGUAUAUGGAAGUUACUGGGGUCUCGACACAUGGCUACAGAGCUUGAUAGCCGCGAAUGAAGGCAACCCUGUCUCAACAACACGUUUAGAAGCACAAUGGGCACGUAUGCUUCUGCCUUAUUCCACUUUCGGCGCCAGCGCAGCCGGCCGCUACCUGAAGGGCGUGACGCACGCCCUGAAAGAGUUCGAAACACGGAACAUGCAAGGUGUCCUUGGUAACUUCGCGGCGAUUCUACGCAGAGCCAUAAAGGAUUAUGCAGCCCAACUGGAAGGUUUCCGAUUAACAUGUGACUGGGUCGCAGCUAAGCAAGCAGUAGACUGGAUGAGAAUACUGGACGUAUCGUUGCCUCUAGAUUCAUCAGGCACGCUCAGCAUAGAAAUUAUCUUCGAUGAGCAAUUUCCGGCCUGGAGGAUGUGGGCUUCAUGGAAACCAGACGUCGAUCGCCUCACACGAUAUUCCAAGUUAAACAGCAGAUGGACGUCGACUAUCCUCGAUCUGUUGGCGCUGGAAGGGCCUGAUCUGGUUACUGGCGCCGAAAGGACAUUACGCCAUGGGUUGGUAGCGGACUAUAGCGAGCAACGCCGAUGGAUACACUAUCGUGGUCUGGUAAUCGAAGUUCCUGAGCUUACAAGAGUAUGCUUGGCCGCCGUCUUAGGAAGACUCCUGCGAGGCUUGGAUUCAGUUUCUACCUCAAUAUCAGAUGGUGAAAGCCUAUUCAACCUCUUUCGAUCUUUGACGAUAGAACGAGCGAUCACCAAGAGCGAGCUAGAUCUUUUGGAUGCAUCCCUCGAGAUCGGCCAUAAAUCCAAAGCCGAUUACUUUACCGCUGUUCGUAGAAUAUGGUCUGAGAAAGAGCACGUUUGUGGAAUGCAUAUCAGUUCCCUUCAACAGCUUCUUGUUGUUCUCGAGGAACCUGAAGCGACAACUUUCCGCGAACUUUUCCUCCACGAUUGGUUCCUUCACGGCUUUGAGGAAUGCUUCCGCAAAUGCCAACUUGUCAUACGAGAGCAGGUCACUACCCCUGCUUGGCUACGUCUACUACUCGAGCUACAUGGAUUUUGUACUGCCGUUAAAGCAUCCACACACGUAUUUCCGCAGCUGAGGCUUGAGUUCCAGACCAAGAUGCGAGAUUGGCCAAGUGACCAACGAAUGACUUCGAUCAAGGAAAUCUAUAUCGCAGCUCAGAAUUUGUGUUUAGAUGAAGUGCAGACAAGGAGUGCAUUCGUUUGGGUUGACCCUGACAUCACCACUGGGUCCAUCUUACCAAGAUCCUAUUCAGAAGACAUCAAGGCGCGACACUCGAUAGAAGUAAUCAUCGAGAAAUACUGUCUCGACCACCUACUGAAUAUGGAUGCGACUUGCAAUACUGUUGAUGGAGCGUUGCGCGAUAUCUUAGAGGUCUGGGAGAACACUGUGGAAGGAGUGAAUGACAGUGACCGGCGCAUGCUCGCAAUCCUUGUUUCGAGAGAUAUUGGUCACUCUGUAGUACACCGCUGCGAGUGCAUUUUUGAGCUUGCCGUAGAUCUCGGUCUAGGUCAACAAUCUACGUUUGUUGAGGACAUGUUACGUAUCGUUAAAGUGGCGGAGAAUGAUUCGCGGCAAGCCAUCAUUGCCUUCACGAACAUUCUGGCCAUCCGAAAAGGCUGCACGCAGUGUUGGAGAUCUCUCUUGUACAGAUGGCUGGAUCAAGACGAUAAGCUCGAAGCAAGGAACGGAACUGCCCUCGUUGAUUACUUGGCCCAAACGAUGAACACUAGAACUUGGCUCUCGUUCAUGCGAUCGCUCGAGACACUCUUCAAGGAUCUAGUCUUCUACGACACCGAAGAGCAUACAUUACCAUCUUUAUUGGACCCUCAGCUUCUUUCCUGGGUAUCGAAGGUGAACAAGUUUAGUCGUACUUUGAUGAUUCUUGAAGACUUGGGUGGCGAUUCCAUCGCAGUACGCUCAAUUCUUUCCUCAAGCAAAGAACCACAGAGAACAGAGAAUCUCGCUAUACUCUCAUAUCUUCAAAGAGCUGAAGGUAGUCUAUCCGAGGCGAUCAUGCAGAGAAUCGUUAUAUGGUUAUCCGGCAAGAGAUCGGACGUGCACGAAGUCAAAGAAUGCUUGCACAAACUACUUGGCGCGGCUAACGACACCAUACUAGCUUGUCAAGAAAUUUUCGAUGCGAAAUUUGGCUUCUUAGAUAUACCCGGCCUUCCCACCCACGAACAAGCCGGUCUCAACAGGAUUGUUGGGAGAGACUACGUCUUCUAUGAGGGCACAUGCAAACUAUACAAGACCACUCUAGAAGGCGACUCGUCGACCCCCAGGAACAUCGAACCACGUACACAACACGUUGUUUCCAGAAGAAGAUACGACACUCCAUUAGCAGUGGCUGAGGUCAUGGUUGCUGGCUGGAUCCAAGACGACGGCGUGAAACCGGAGAUGAAGACUGUCAUUGACUGCUUCGCUCGGUUGCUCAAUUUGGAGGUAUACAGUAAUGCAAUACCUGAAACGGAGCUUCUCAAAGCAACAGAAUUCUGGGAGGGCAUUGAAGCAGAAAUUACGCGAGAAGCCGAUCGCCUCGAGGGUCUGAAGCGAGCACUCAAAAUGAAAGACCCUGUGGGUACCGCCCUGUUACUUGAGGAGUAUGACGUGCCCGACACUAGCUUCCUUGAAGAGGAAAUACUGGAACUCCCUGCUGGUAUUGUUGAUCUAGUCGAGCUGAUAGACGAUGACGAGGUCGAGAUGAGCUUCUCGCUCGCUUCGUACACUGAGCUACAACGAAGCGCCAUGGGCGUUCCAGGCGCAGCAAAUAACUUACUCGUACGGUUAUAUCUCAACCGUUAUGGGAACACGCCGCCAAGAUUCUGUACACAUUACGACAGCGACACUGAUCUUGAGACUAUGCAACAUAUCCCAUGGAUUUGCUAUGAGUCGUCUAUAGUGCCACACGAGCAUGUAUGCUUUUCACCGCAAAGUGUUUUCAUAUGGCAGCUUAACAGACUCAUUCUGAAGCACAUUAUCAGCCGGGAUGUAACGAUAGCAGGAUUCUAUUCCACCGUUUCAUGUGCCAUCAGAGAGAUGGGCCGCCUGUGUGUCUGCUGUGGAGCAGAUCAAAAAGCGAAGAAGGCGCAAUUACGAAGAUCGACGCCUUGCAGCCUCGUCGCAUGUGCGCAGCUAUGGUACGACGACAUUAUAUACGAAGCUGCAAAUAGUACGUUCGCUGAUCACCAGCAUAAUAGGUAUUCCCUCCCACUAGAGAUCCGCAUACCAGAAAUUCGGACGGACAUCUUCACUGUCGACAUGCUCUUGUCCUCCGUGUACAAUGCAGCUUGUACCGACUCCCUAAAAUUCCUCCCAGACUGCCCUAUCCGUACAGCCAGCUCCAUCAAAGCAAUCCUCAACUCACUCCCAAAGCUCUCUGUGAUCCGUGACGCAGUCCACAUCUCCAGGGUCCUUGAACAGUACCACGCCGACGCCGAAAAGCUCAUUUCAUGGGCCUGUACGCAGUUUCGAGGCUAUAUAGCUACAGCGAGUGGGUUGUGUAAGAUUAAAAACUUACCAAUAGGUACCCAUCAAUUUGUGCUCGCGAAUGCGAGUCCAAAGCUCGAAACAACAUACUUGUCCCGCCUACCGAAACCCUCUUCGGAAACUACAGUACUCUUCCAUGGCACAUCACUCGACCGCCUCCCGGCAAUCCUUACCCAAGGCCUCGUCGUUUGCUCUGGCACAUCUUUAGAACGCACCGGCGCCGUAUACGGAAAAGGCAUCUAUCUGGCGGAAGACCCUGCGACUUCAUUCAGUUACUCGACUAUCAACUCGAGCUGGCGUAACAGUGCGCUUUCCAAUAUGCGACUUAUGCUUGGAUGCGAGGUCGUUGGCAAGGGGAGGAGCGUGAGUCGUGGGAUUCAUGCAUUGGAAGAUGGACGUGAUGUUAUGGUGAGGUAUAUUUUCCUGUUUCCACGUAAUUCUGUAGCACCUGUGGCGAAUCAUAUCGUUACUGCUAUGGGGAGUGCAAUGGCGGCAUUGAGGACGGGCGUUGUGUAG
Messenger RNA from Alternaria burnsii, 4410 nucleotides. RefSeq lists its product as uncharacterized. The transcript has a single exon. The record is from RefSeq and is a predicted model, not a curated record. Gene Ontology annotation, molecular function: NAD+ poly-ADP-ribosyltransferase activity. NCBI's taxonomy places the organism in Eukaryota, Fungi, Ascomycota, Dothideomycetes, Pleosporales, Pleosporaceae. The coding region runs from base 1 to 4410 and encodes 1469 amino acids.